Messenger RNA from Fulvia fulva, 1491 nucleotides. RefSeq names its product Cytochrome P450 monooxygenase. Bases 1 to 1491 code for a protein of 496 amino acids. Lineage: Eukaryota; Fungi; Ascomycota; Dothideomycetes; Mycosphaerellales; Mycosphaerellaceae. The record is from RefSeq and is a predicted model, not a curated record. The transcript has 3 exons. Gene Ontology annotation, molecular function: monooxygenase activity; heme binding; oxidoreductase activity, acting on paired donors, with incorporation or reduction of molecular oxygen.
AUGGAGCUUUUCUUGCUGAGUGCGGUACUCGCAUGCGUCGGGCUAUUGGCCAAGCUUUUCCAGCACCCUCAAGAUCCUCUUGCACAUGUUCCGGGACCAUGGUAUUCCAAGUACACUUCGAUCGCUUUCACCUACAACGCAUUGGUGCCACGCGUGCAUGUCUACGUCCACGAUCUGCAUCGCAAGUAUGGUCCCGUCGUACGGCUCACGCCCACUAUGGUAGCAGUCUCAGAUCCUGAUGGUGUUGCCGACAUAUUUCGUUCUAGUCGUGGCUAUAUGAAGGGCCCGAUUUAUGAAUCGCUCAUUCGGAGUUUCUUUGCAACCAGAGAUCCUGUUGUCCAUGGCCAGCGCCGUCGACUAUUCGCUCGACCACUGGCAAAUUCCUCGCUCCAAACUUUUUGGGCAGACGAGAUUCGCGAACGGGCAACUCUUACAGUACAGAGAAUCAAGGACGAUACGGAGACCAAUCAGCACGGCGAUGUAUAUCACUGGUGGAACAUCAUGGCUAACGACGUUGUAACACGACUCUCGUUUGGAGAAUCGCUCAAUCUCUUGGAGUCAGAUGAGAACAUCCCGUAUAUCGAGGCUGUGAAGAAGACACUGAGGUGCUCUGCGCUGAACCGAAACUUUCCAAGACUCAUGCCAGUGCUGAAAUACCUACCGAUCCCAAGGUUGCAAGAGAUUCUCAAUGCCCGGCCAAAAGUGGAACGGUAUACCAGAGUAGCAGUGGAGAAUUUUCGCACAUAUACAAAGCUCCAAGACGACAGUGGGAAGAAUCGCAACAUUUUUACGCAAAUCGUGGCUCGGGCGGAUGAGCAGGAUCAUGAAGCUGUCAGGUCCAUGACAGACGAGGACAUUCACGACGAGGCUCUUACGCUGAUGCUUGGCGGCACAGACAGCACCUCUUCUACCUUGACCUACGCAACGUGGGCUGUGUUGUCUCAUCCUGAGAUUCAGCAUCAGCUUGAGGAAGAGGUCGCGGGCCUGUCUGAGGAGCUAUCGCUGCAAGAGCUCGAGUCGGCUCGUCUACUCAACGCAGUCAUCCAUGAAACGCUGCGUCUGCAUGGCCCGGUCUCUGUUGGUUUGCAACGGGUAGUACCGCCGGGAGGUGCCCGCAUUGCAGGCUUUGAUCUUGCUCCAGGAACGGUGGUAUGGCCACAAAUGUACACAACGCGGUACGAUCCCUCGAUUUGGCCUGAUCCUCUCAGAUUCGACCCAACCCGGUUCCUAGACGUCAAGCUGCCUUUUAUGGCCGAGGGCAACUUGACUUCCACGCAAAAGAAAGUGUAUGUGCCGUUUGGUGGUGGUACCCGUACAUGCUUGGGUAUCAAUCUGGCGUACAUGGAGCUACGCUUGGGACUGGCUCUGUUCUUCAGGGAGUGUCAAGGAGCCAGGCUGUCGGCAGACAUGUUAGAUGAAGAUAUGACCCCGGAAUACUUCUUCGUGAGCUCCCCGAAAGGACGGAAGUGUUUGAUAACAUUGCCGAAGUAG